Messenger RNA from Haliotis rubra (blacklip abalone), 1612 nucleotides. RefSeq names its product melanopsin-like. Gene Ontology annotation, molecular function: G protein-coupled receptor activity. Gene Ontology annotation, biological process: G protein-coupled receptor signaling pathway; visual perception. The transcript is spliced from 3 exons. Bases 1 to 1080 code for a protein of 359 amino acids. Gene Ontology annotation, cellular component: membrane. The record is from RefSeq and is a predicted model, not a curated record. Lineage: Eukaryota; Metazoa; Mollusca; Gastropoda; Lepetellida; Haliotidae.
AUGCAUGUCCUUGAUCAAUGGACGGUCAAUGGAACAGUGCAGCGUGUUUUAAAGACAUCUAGUAAUGAUGAUGAGUAUUUGGUUGAGGAUGAAGUAUUGUCAACUGUUCCGCAUGUUUUCAUUGGGACUUUUAUGUUGGUGGCAUUAUCAGCAUCCAUCCUCAGCAACAUGCUUGUCAUAAUGACUUAUAUAAGAUUCCGAAGUUUAAGGACGUCUUCCAAUCUGUUCAUCACCAAUCUAGCUGUUGCUGACCUCCUUAUGAGCUCAGUGGACUUUCCGCUGUUUGUUGCCUCCAGCUAUUCUUCCAGGUGGAUCUUUGGUUCUACAGUUUGUUUGAUGUAUGGAGCCACUACUGGUGUCGCAGGUUUGGUUACAAUUAAUACUCUGGCUGCUAUAUCUCUGGACAGAUUUACAGCAGUGGUGACUCGUCUUAACCCCCGUCAUGGACUUUCUAAAACUAAGACAAUUAUAUGCAUUAUCCUCAUCUGGGUAUACUCCGGGGCCUGGGCGUGCGCUCCGUUGUUUGGCUGGAGUAAGUACAUGCUGGAAAGAAUUGGAACAACUUGUACAUUUGACUACCUGACCCAAACGUGGAAAAACCGAUCCUUUGUUUUGUCAAUCCUCGUGGGCAACUUUGUUCUUCCUCUCAGUGUCAUCAUAUAUUCCUAUACGAGAAUACUAACAGCCAUGGCUUCUAUACGGAGAGGACUACAAAGCCAUUCUGCAGAAAUAUCAAUAGGAACUCGAAGACAACGGUACUUCUUCAAAGCCGAGGUGAAAACAACCAUCAUUGUUAUCGUCAUCAUCCUCUUUUUCUGUCUUUCAUGGAUGCCGUAUGUUAUCGUGGCUCUGAUUGGUCUAUUUGGAGACCAAUCGGUCAUCACACCACUGACGGCAGUCAUUCCAAGCAUUGUGGCCAAAACCUCUACUGUAUCUAACCCUAUCCUGUACUCAAUCAGCCAUCCUAAAGUGCGAAAGAGGAUCAAACGACUUUUUUCUUCCGUGUUCAGACAAGGAUCUCUGAGAAACUCUAAUAACAGCCCAUCACCUUCGCAGGAGGUUCCCCAGUUCUUUCUAUAAAUUGAAUAAAUGAGUGAGUGAGUGAGUGAGUGAAAGGUGUAUGUCAACAUGAUAAUUUUUUUCAGCAUUGUCAAAGAGAAGGAACAAGUAUUUUAAAACAAUGAAGGCUCUGAACGUAUUCUGAAGCGAAAUCUUAACCUUACAUCCGGGUCGACAAAGAUAUUAAAAUACUUUCAGGACUUGUAUUUUUGUAAAUAAAUAUUUGGAUCCUCGACCUUGGAAUAUUUAGCUCAGAACAUUCAAACAUCGAACAAAUGCUAGUCACAACGAAUGUAUUGUGAUGCAAGUUUGAAAUGUAUGAUGCAUCUUCAGGACUAGGGAUACCGAAACAGAACACGAGUGGCCAUGUCCUAUUCACACAAUGCCUUUUGUUUGAAAGCGAAAUGAUCCUGAUAGAAUAAUCCUGAGACUGAGUUCCCUCAAGGCACGUAUAACUGCUCCACCGCCAGUAUUUCCUUCCUUUGAAAGAUAUUUUUGCGAAAUAUUACACGUACCCAUUAUUUGAAUUGUUGUCGACAGUUUUCAUGUUUUA